This is a messenger RNA of Aureococcus anophagefferens, 819 nucleotides long. RefSeq lists its product as hypothetical. NCBI's taxonomy places the organism in Eukaryota, Pelagophyceae, Pelagomonadales, Pelagomonadaceae. The record is from RefSeq and is a predicted model, not a curated record. The transcript has a single exon. Bases 1 to 819 code for a protein of 272 amino acids.
AUGUCCCCGCGGCGCGUCGUCGCGGACGUCGACGCCCUCGACGCGGCGGACGACGAGACGGGCCCGGCCGCGACGAUCGCGGCGCUCAAGUCGCUCCAGCGGCAGAUCGGGCGCCUCGACCGGGAUCGCUACGGCGCCCUGAGCCGCGCGGCGCUCCUGCGCCAGGAGAUCGGCGAGCUCGAGCAGUCCCUGGAGCAGCUCGCGGGCGCGGCGCGGGCCGAGCGGGCCCACGUCGACGUGCGCGGCGCGACGGCGGCGGGCCUCGAGGCCUGCGAGCGCGAGGAGAAGGCCGCGGCGGCGCUGGAAAACGACGUCGCGGCGCUCCGCGACGACCUGCUGCGGGCCCAGGCCGCCCGGGCCCAGGCCCAGGCGCGGCGCGACGCCGCCGUCGCCGCCGCCGCGGCCCGGCGCGCGCGCGCCGACGAGCGCCUCGCGGCGCUCGAGGGCGAGGACGCCGCGGCCGACGCGGAGCUCGUGAAGCGGCACGCGGCGGACGCGCGGCUCGCGCGCUACGAGAGCCGCCUCGUCAAGGAGCGCGCGCUGCGGGACUCGCUCCACGAGGCCCUCGAGGAGAUGAUCGCCGUCAACAAGCGCCUCGCCGCGAAGCCUCGCUACGCGCGGCGGACCGCGGCGUCCGCGAAGAAGGCGGCGAAGCGGCCGCCCCUCGUCGCCUUCCUCCGGGGCUGCUCCCAGCCGCCGCCGCGCACGCCCCGGCCCCGCGGCGUGACGCCGCCGCCGCCGCCGUCCCGGGCCUCGCGCCGCCGCUCCCGGUCCCGGUCCCGGCCCCGCCGCGCCGCCGCCGCCGCCUACGACUACUAG